Saprolegnia diclina VS20 is the source of this 2594-nucleotide messenger RNA. RefSeq lists its product as hypothetical. Gene Ontology annotation, molecular function: calcium ion binding. The transcript has 7 exons. Lineage: Eukaryota; Oomycota; Saprolegniomycetes; Saprolegniales; Saprolegniaceae. The record is from RefSeq and is a predicted model, not a curated record. Bases 1 to 2532 code for a protein of 843 amino acids.
AUGAUGACCGAGGCCGACGUCGACCUUGUCCGAGCGCUUCCGGCGACACCAAGCCGUCUCUCGCUGGACUUGACCAAGCUGGAUGCUACCUCGCCUCGCAAGCUGCUCAAGAAGCUCCAGCGCCGGGCCCCUCGCAACUUGAAGGAACAUUUUCGGGCGCUGGACGUCGAUGGCAGCGGUACAAUCGAGCCUAAGGAGCUGCAUUCGAUGCUGCAGCAACAAGGCUUUUCGCAGUCCGAGAGCAAUUCGAUUCUCAAGCUGCUGGACCCCGAGGGUCGAGGCCACGUCCGGUACCACGAUUUCUUCAGCGCCGUCCACAGACCGUCGCCCGCCGUGGUGCGCAACGAUAUAUCGCCCGACGCCGCACUCGCCCGCGUCCGGUCGCUCGUCACGACCAAGCACGAGCAUUUGCAGCGCGCCUUUCGCCAGUACGACGCCAACCAUGACGGACACAUUGACAAGACCGAAUUCGAGAGCUGCAUGGCAGCGUGGGGAGUACAUCCAGCGGACGUUGCGACGCUGCAAAAGGCGUUUGAUCCAACCGACGUUGGUGCCAUCGACUACAAGCGCUUCUUGCACGUUGUCGACGGCGGCGAUCGGGACCAGACCGAGCUCGCGAACCUGCACUUGCCCCAACACGGUCAAAACAAGGGCAGAAAGACCCGCAAGCCGGGGAUCGAACCGGCACCCGAUGGUUCCAAAGGGCAAAGUGGGCCCAAGACCAAGGCCCAGCUGCUGCACCACCUGCGUACGACGGCCAAGGUGGCCAACCCCAAGGAUUUUUUUCGAAAGUACGACGCCGAUGGCAACGGAACGCUCGAGCAGCGCGAGAUUGUCUCGUGCCUCGCGUCACUCGGGUGGAACGAGCAAGAUACCGAGGGGCUCCUGCGGGUAUUAGACCCCCACAGUGCGGGGGCGGUCGCGUAUGCUAGCUUUUUCGACAACGUCACGGCCAUCGACGCGCCGGUCGUCACGACAAAGUCUGUCGACGCGUCGUUCCAUACGGUCGUCGAGAUGCUCGCUGCCAAGGCCAAGCACAUUCACCACCUCUUUCGGCGGUUUGACGUCGACGGCGACGGCACGAUCGACUUGACAGAAUUUCACACGUGCUUGAGCCACCUCGGCGUGCUGCCCGUGGACGCGGCCAACGUCGUCGCCAAGUUUGAUCCGAACCAGACGGGCAUCAUCGACUUUGGUCAGUUCCGCGCCGCGGUGCUUCACCAUGACACGGCGUCCGAGUGGGCGCCGCUGCACUUGGUGGCGGAAAAGACGGUCGGCGUCAAGCAAUUUCCCGCCAAACACAAUCAUAAAAGCCCCGUGUUUACCUCGGAAGCGGUCCCGUCGGUGCCGGCGACACUGCAUGCGCAUUACCUCGAGCGACUGCGACUCAAACACAGUGACUUGCGCGUGGCGUUUCGCAACUAUGACAAGAAGAAGCUCGGUCGCCUCGAUCGCCGCGCCUUUGAAGCGUGCCUCAAGAGUGUUGGGGGGCGACCAGAAGACAUUGCCGCCGUCUGGGCGCAUCUCGCGGGCGACGAUGACGCGGUGCCGUUCCAUAGCUUUGCACAGAGCCAAACCGUGGCGCCUCCGUCGCCAACCAAACUCCAGCACAAGCAAGGCCUUCGUGCUCACGCUCUGGAUACGCUCCAGAAGAAGACAAAGGUGUCGUCCAAAGCGCUGCGAGCCCUCUACCGCGCGUGCGACCCGGACGCCGUUGGUGUGUUUGCCAAGGAACGCUUGCGACACGAGAUGCAAGCACAACUAAAGCUCUCUCCCGACCAAGUCGACACGCUCUUGCGGCAUAUGCCGUCGCAGAUGGAGGAACGUGAUCUCGCCGCGUGCCUCUAUAAGUCGUCACCCUAUGUGGGUGCCGCUCGGCUGCACUUCAAAGACGCCCAGCGUCUCUUGCGCCUCGAAGAGACGCACCCCAAGCAGCUUCGAGCGCUCUUCCGCACGAUGGACGAAGACAAGACCAACCAAGUCGUCCACACGUGUCUCACCUCGUCGGCGCUCAGUGGCGCGCUCAAGAACGCGUUUGGCGUCGAGAUCCCGCCCGAGCGCCUCGCCGCGUUGAUACCACCUGUCGCCACCUACAGCCAAGUGCUGCAAGCCGCCCACGCCGCCGUCACAGCCGAGCCGCACGAGACUUCGUCGCCGAUCGAUUUUCAUGGUCGGCUCUUGGGCUGCCGCGCGCUCCUCUGUCCGCGCGCAACGAGCGACCCUUCUUUCUUGGGCCACGACAUGCGCCCGCGGGACAACGCGGCUGCGAUGCGGCGGUCGUUCCCAGGACCCUCGGACGCCGCUGGACUCGACUCGGCAGGCUUUCACGCCCGCUGCAGUGCUUUGCACAUCGACACAACCGCGCAAGAUACACCAAUGGACCGUGACGUGGCGCCGCGAUGGAAGCUCAAGGCCGUCGACGGCGCCCACGAAAAGGUCGGUCUCGGAGGCGGCCGAAAGCGCAUGGCCGCGCGCAACAUAGAGCACGAUCACAAAAUGCGCUCGCUACUGGCGCACGACGCGUCGUCAUGACACGUCAUUAGGUCAUAGAUUAGACGUUGGUGACACUCGUCGUAUCCUCGUCUUCGUCUUCG